AUCAUGAAAUAAAGAAAUACAUUAUUAUGUAAUCUUUUUUUUAUGUUUUAAGCUUGCCUUGCUUAUUUGGUGGGUUAUGAUAUUCGAGCACGUCUGUACUUUGGCCUGCCCUACACCAAUUAUUAUUGUUCUGUAACCAAAGAGGUAACCUUACCUAACCGGACCCAUAUUACUAUGAAUACAUAGACUAGGUAACCGGAACCAUAUUACUGAGGACCCGGUGUCUAUUCGUCUGUCGGUCACCUGGCUGUAUCUCAGUAACAGUGAUAGCCAGACAGUUGUAAUUUUCACGCACGAUGUUUUCUGACGAUAUAAAGAAGACGCCAAAUAAUUUUUGUGGAACUGGUGAAGUGUUUAACUGUGGAUUUUUAUAUAGUGUCAUAAGAUAUAAGGUUUUGCAAAAUUGCGCCCAGAUAUGGGUAACAUAAUGGAAUAUGGAUAAACGGUUGCCUGAAAGACGUUAUCUUUGGUUGUCCUCCUAAUAUUAAAACUGGUCUUCCUAACAAACAUUUGGAAUAUUACAAAAUAAAAAAGUUGGUAAACGUGUUAUCUUGGCACCCUGGUGUUUGAGUAUGAUUUGCCUGUAAAUAGAUGAUAAAUAAAUGCAGACGAAGUGGCAUUUAUCCCUGUCUUAAACCAAAAACUCGUAUACGGUUGAAGACGGCCUCCAUGUCUUCCAGGUGCUUCUGGAAAGGCCCUUCAGACAGGAAUAGCAGAUCAUCUAAAUAGACUAAUAAAGUGAAAUCCUUCAGAAUACUUCCAGACCUAAAGCGAUCCAUCAGUCUCUGGAAGGUGGCGGGAGCGUUCUUUAGGCCAAACGGCAUGCGGAUAAAGCGAUACGUACCGAAAGGUGACACAAAAGCUGUUUUGUCUCUAUCCCUCGGAGAGACGCUCACUUGUCAGUAUCCUGACCGAAGGUCGAUUGUACUCCUGUACCCUUCACGCUUGGUAGCAUGCAGAAGAUCCUCGAUUACCGGCAAUGGGUAAGAGUCACUUUUGGUGACAGCGUUGAGUCGACGAUAGUCAACACAGAACCUAUAUGUACCGUCCUUCUUAGGAACGAGAAGAGCCGGCGCAGUCCAUGCCGACUCACAUUCUUCAAUUAUUCCAUCAGUCAACAUCUUGUUGAUCUCCGCCUCCAUGACGGCCUUCUUCGCAGGCGUGAGGCGGUAUGGCGGCACCGCAAUCGGUGCGUGGUCUCCCCUAUUAAUAUGAUGUUCGGCGAAGGCAGUUGCCUCUCCUCCUAGACGGAAGACGUCUUCACGCUUUUGAAGCAAAUCCAAAACCUGCUGGCGCUGAUCGCCAUUAAGCAUUAACCCUUAAUAACCUAGAGUUUCAAUUUUGAUACCAAUCUUUUAAACCGAAUGUUCACAUUACUAUUCGUUUUUUUAUAGGUUGGCUGCACGUAUUUUACUGUUGCCUAAUAUUCUUUCCAACGAAAUUAAAAAAAAAAUCUAAAUUUCAUUAUUGUGUCAUUUUAUCUAUGACAUAUUACUUGCGCGGCAAAGUGUACAAGUAAACAAAUUUUACUAAAAGUUUUGUUGAAUACAAAUUUGAUAUAUUUUCUUUUUCUGAAGAAUAUAAAUACUUUUGAGGUAAGUGAAUAUAUUAUUUUCGCUAUGAUAUAAUUAUUUUUUGUGAGUGCAUGGUUUACUUGAAGAAACUAGUGCUAUUUUUGUGAGUAUCAAUUUUGAUACUUCAGGCAUUCCGCCCUAUACAAUUACAAUAUAUAAAUACUACCUACUAAUUCCUUAGCUAUAAGAACUUUUGAACUUCCGUUUUAUUAUUUUUAAAUUAAAUUUAAAUUUAUUAUUUUUCUGCAUGGCUCGGUGUUGGGAUUACUUUUAUUUUUAUUUUACAGGGUUUUGAAAAUUUAUAUUCCCCUCUUGGCAAAUAUAUUUUCAAAAAUGCGACCAGAAGAGAUUGAGAGCAUAUUGAAGCGGUUAGAAAAUGGUGAAAUUUCGGAAGACGAUUCCACCGACAAUGAAGAUGACAUAGACUAGAGUCUGACACGCAAAACAUGAGCUAGACAAUUUUUAGACAUUCUUCAUAUGGCCACACCAAAAUAUAUGUCAAAUGUCAGUACAUGAAUUGUCAUUUGCAUAAAACGUGUUUACUUUUUUGCUGCGAAAUUAUUUUAAACCAUUAAAUAUGAAGACUCCUAUUAAGAGUGAGGCUAGAAAGCUAAUAUUCAAUAUGGUUAAUAAAUUUGAUGUGAAAAAUAAAGACAAUGAAAAGAUUUUCAAUGAAAAAGAACAAUGUUUGGUUACAAUCUUGGAAGCCAUUGGAACCGAAAAUAUAGAUGUUAACAAAAUUGAAGAGUCUGUCAAAAAUCUUAAAAUUAUACAUAAUUCAGAACGGAUUGCGGCAUCCAAGUACAUGGAGGAAAUAUCAACAAUAACAGGUGUAAGUCUUGCUACAAUAAAGCGCAUAAAAAAGAAGGUCAAUUAAACAACAACAUUUGGAGUACGCCUGGGAAAAAGCGACCCCAUCCGAGUACUGUAUCAAAUCUAGACAACUUUGAUAUAUGUGCAAUUAGAAACAAAAUCAAUGAAUUUUAUACUGUAAAAAAACAAGUACCAACUAUAAGAAACUUGCUUGCAGAGUUAAGAGAUGCGAUAGGAUUUACAGGAAGUAGAGAGACUUUAAGAAGGAUUUUGCAUGACAAUGGCUAUGAAUUCAAUGAAAGAUCAUUACUCAUAGAAAGACAUGAGAUUGUCGCUUGGCGGCACAGAUUUUUAAGAAAAAUAAACAUAUUGUUUACUUUGACGAAACUUAUAUACAUCAAAAUUACAAACCAAAAAAGUCUUGGCAAGGUCCGUCAACAAGUGGUCUUGUUGAUAAAAUAUCAGCCGGUAAGAGACAUAUUAUUGUCCAUGCAGGGUCCAAGGAAGGGUUUGUGCCUAAUGCUCUUUUGAGCUAUAGCACCAAGUCCGUGAUGGCAGAUUACCAUCACGAUAUGAACGCUGUCAAUUUUAAAAAAUGGUUGUGUGAAAAAUUAAUUCCCAAUUUAGAAAAACCGAGCAUUGUUGUGAUGGAUAAUGCAAGUUAUCACACAUGUCAAAUAAAUAAAGCGCCUACCACACAAACCCGAAAAAGUGACAUCCAAAACUGGCUUAGAUCUCAAGGUGUGCCGUUUGAAGAGUAUUUAAGUAAGGAUGAGCUACUUUGUUUAGUAAAAAAACAUAAACCAGAUCCUAUAUAUGAAGUGGAUGAAGUUUUAAAACAGCAUGGACAUGAAGCGUUAAGGUUGCCGCCUUAUCAUUGUGACCUAAACGCCAUAGAAAUGAUAUGGAGUUUGGCAAAGAGACGGGUUGCAAGUAAAAAUAUCGGUGUCACACCUACGGCUCAUGUUUCGUAUGUCAGACUCUAUUAUUCGAGCCAAAGAGAUCGUCUGAUGGAGCUAGAAGAUGAAGAGGAUGUAGGUAAUUUUCCCACUGACCCAAACUUGGAUGAAGAUCCGCCUGCAGCAAACGUAGAUACCGACAUGCAACAUAAUUUAGAGACUGUAGAACGAAGCCCAACUCCUACAAUUAGCAUGCAGAACAACCUGCAAACUGCACCUUUCAACUCUAGAAACUUAGUAUGGAGAGUAAAGAAUAUCAUAGUCCAAAAUGCUUUCCAGUUUGCUGGAAACACUGAGUAUUCACAAGAAAUCAUGAACUUAGACACUCCUUUUCAGUUUUUUUCUUAUUUUUUCGGUGAAGAAAUUUUGAGAUUUCUAGUGGACGAGUCAAAUAAAUAUGCCUUCCAAAAGAAUCCCAACUUUACAGAACCUGUAACUGUCUUAGAAUUACGUAAAUUUAUUGGAAUUCUUAUUUUUACUAGUGUAUAUCAUUAUCCUAGUGUCAGGUCGUACUGGUCAAACAUUACAAAGUUCGAACCCAUAGCACAAACAAUGAAUCGCAACAGAUUUGAUAAAAUUAGACAAAUUUUUCACAUGAAUGACGACUCUAAACAUUUGCCCAUUGAUCAUCCCCAGCACGACCGACUGCAUAAAGUAAGACCAGUGAUAGACCAUUUGAACAAAAAAUUUAUUACUGUACCAUUUGAGCAUCGUCUAUCACUAGACGAGCAAAUGUGUGCCACUAAAAUUAAACAUUUUAUGAAACAAUACUUACCCAACAAGCCCCAUAAGUGGGGAUUCAAAUUAUACGUUGUAUGCUCUCUGUCUGGGUAUGCCUACAGUUUUGAGAUUUACUCAGGAGCUAAAGACAUAGACCGUUUACCAGGCGAACCAGACCUCGGAGCUGUAUCGAAUACAGUUAUUCGAUUGUUACGACCAGUACCAAAGCACGUCAAUCAUAUAAUUUAUUUUGACAAUUUUUAUACGAAUAUUCCUCUGCUACAUUACUUGACCAACGUAGGUAUUUAUUGUCUUGGAACAGUACAGAGAAACAGGCUUGGAAAGUCGUGCAAGUUGCCGGAGAAACGGGAAAUUAUGAAGUGUAACGUACCCAGAGGAACAUAUCACGAAAAUGUGGCUUCUCACGAAAGCCAAGAAUUUUCGGCCACAAGUUGGAAAGACAACAAACAAGUACUAUUACUUUCCACGUAUGUUGGCGCUGAACCAGCGGAUACUAUAACCCGCUACGAAAAAAAACUAAAGGCUAAUAUUCAAGUAUCAUGUCCUCGGGUCAUAAAAGAAUAUAAUGCACACAUGGGCGGCGUUGAUUUGAUGGAUAGCUUCAUUGGUCGAUAUCGUAUCCGCAUAAAGUCGAGAAAGUGGACAAUGAGGCUCUUCUACCACUUGUUAGACAUGACUGUCAUCAAUGCUUGGGUACUAUACAAAAAGGUAAACACAGUGAAAGGAACACUUCAGAAGAAUAUUAUGAAGUUAGCAGAUUUUAGAACUGAGCUUGCCGAUACUUUAUGUAGAUAUCAAAGUCACUCGAAAAAUAAAAGGGGAAGACCCAGUACCAACAGUACCAACAGACAAGACACUACAGUACCUCCUAAAAGACCCCGGACAGGUAUACAAGUACUACCCUCUACUGACGUGCGUUUCGAUUGUAUUGGUCAUGAAAAAAUAUUUAUGGAUUCUAGAAAUAAGUGUAAAUUUAAUAAUUGUAGGAAACUUACCUCCUAGUUCUGUAAAAAGUG
Trichoplusia ni (cabbage looper) is the source of this 5103-nucleotide messenger RNA. RefSeq names its product piggyBac transposable element-derived protein 2-like. The record is from RefSeq and is a predicted model, not a curated record. The transcript has 4 exons. Gene Ontology annotation, molecular function: nucleic acid binding. Lineage: Eukaryota; Metazoa; Arthropoda; Insecta; Lepidoptera; Noctuidae. The coding region runs from base 2939 to 5089 and encodes 716 amino acids.